UCUGCUUCCUCCUGGGGACAGUACACCCCAUCCUGUAGCUGGUGGCCCAGUCUGGCGAGACCCGUGGACCCGCAGAGCACGCAGAGCACGACUUCCGAAGGCGAAGUCCACCGCCCUGAGGGCUCCAUGGCCAGUCCUGGACUCUGCAGGCUCAGUGGGCGUGGCGUGCGGAGCCACACUGCCUUUGGGACACGAUCUACGACAGUAACAUCCUAACUUUCAAAGUUCUGUGGCAAGCCGCUUGUCAACAAGGGCUCGCUCAGUGGGAGAGCAAGACCAAAGAGCCUCGUGGCCGCGCAGCACCGCUUCCCAGCUGACUGCUUUCUCCUGUGCUCCUACCCACUGCUGACUUAGGCUUCUCAACCACUGAAUGGUAAGGUGUCACAGAGCCCGGUAUAAGAUGAGUUCUUUUUAAUAUUGAAAAGAAACAUUGAUUCUCAAAUAAAGCUCCCUCUUCUGCCCCGUCAGUCCGUCAUGGGUGUUGGGAAGUCUAAACUAGAUAAGUGCCCUCUUUCUUGGCAUAAAAGAGACAGUGUGGAUGGCGAUCAAGGCUGCCAUGAGUCAGACUCCAAGAACUCUGAGAAUGCGUCCUCGCCUGCUUUUGUGGUGCAUAGCAAUGGAGUAGAACAGCCAAUAGGGGAGCAGGACAGACCCGAGGCAAAGGGGGAGGGGCAUGAGGAGCAAGCUGAAGAAGAGUUCCUCAAAUUUGUGAUACUGCACGCAGAAGAUGACACCAACGAGGCCCUCCGAGUCCAGAAUCUACUGCAAAACGACUUUGGUAUCAGGCCUGGGAUAGUCUUCGCCGAGAUGCCAUGCGGAAGACUGCACUUGCAGAAUCUAGACGAUGCGGUAAAUGGGUCCGCCUGGACGAUCUUGUUACUGACUGAGAACUUCUUAAGAGACACCUGGUGCAACUUCCAGUUCUACACUUCCCUGAUGAAUUCUGUGAACAGGCAACACAAGUACAAUUCCGUCAUACCUAUGCGGCCCCUGAACAGUCCUCUUCCCAGGGAAAGGACUCCGUUGGCGCUGCAAACCAUCAAUGCCUUAGAGGAAGAAAGCCAAGGCUUUUCCACACAAGUGGAGAGGAUUUUCCGGGAAUCUGUGUAUGAGAGGCAACAAAGUGUAUGGAAGGAGACACGAAGUGUGACACAGAGACAGUUCAUUGCCUGAAAUGGAGCAUGCACCCGGCUCCUGUUUUGUAAACAAAAUGGCUCACCUUCACUUAAGAGAGUGGUUUCUAAGAAAUGCUUAGAUGUGAGUCUGCUUCCAAGAAAUCUGUGGCUCGCAAGAAAGGUACAUUUCUGCAGCCUUAGGAUUGUGGUACUUUCAAAUGAUAAACUCAAGACUGUCAGAGUUUCUGGCACUUUUCUUAUAGUUUUCACAGUUCAUGAAUAUUCUUAACUCAUUUCUUGUGUUGAACCAGGCAUUUUCAAAAUACGAUAUUGAAAAUUCUCAAAAGACAUGAUGAAAAUGGCUCUGGCUGGAGCAGGUCUGACCACCUCCCUUCCUGCUUCUCUCAUGAAUUUUAAAUACCACAAAGCAUCCUAGCGCUGUCACACAGAAACAUGGGUGGCCAGAAUGGGACAUGUGCAGUAUAGGAGUAGUAAAUAGGAGAUCAGAUAUAGACUUCGGGCUGGGCACAAGUAGCACUCGCCUUUAGUCCCAGCACUCAGGAGGCAGAGGCAGGAAGAUCUCUCGAGUUCAUUCGCCAGCCUGGCCUAUAGAGUGAGUUCCAGGAUAUCCAGAGCUACAUAGAGAAACAAUAUCUUGAAAAAAAAUUAGAAUUAGUCAAAACAGUCAGGUUUUGGGAAAUAAUCCAGCCAUGUGUGGUUUUAUUUCUGCUGGAAUUCGGAACUAGAUCCUACCACAAAUUGGCAAUCCUUUCGAGAAUGUGAUAGAGGGACUCUGGGGAGAUGGGUCCCCAUCUUGUUAGGUGUCUUCUGUGACCAGGGCUUUAAUUCUUGUGAAUUUAAAGCUUGUGAAAAAUAUGCAACUCAUCAGCUCUUUGCUUUUAAAAUCAAUAACCUCUCACGUUAGCCUUUAGAAUGUCCCUUGAGUGUUUAACUCAGGGAAUGUUUCUUAGCUAGGGCAGUGUGUGUGUAUGUGUGUGUGUUUGUGUGUGUGUGUGUGUGCUCGCACACUCGCACGUGCGUGCACACGCGUGUGCCAGGGAGGGCCACAUAGACCUGUACCUUUCCCUCAUAGAACUUCAACCCAUUUGAGACUGUCAAACAAGUACAGACUGGGAGUGUGACUAGGGGUGAGUCACAUCAAAUAAUGAGGAAGUGCUGCUUGGGGAGCAGGAGACCUACUUGCAGUCCAAUCUCUGCCACUGAGGAUGAAUGUGCCAGUGGGCAGCUAUUCUCCUUUGUCUGUGAAAUAAAAGGGUUGGAUUAAUGGAUCUCUAAAGGCUUUUGUCCUUUCCCAAGAUGGGAAAAACCGAAGCCAGAAAGCAAUAAGCAGAGCCUUAAACUUUUAUGAGGUGACACACAAUGUAAUCAUUGUAGAAGACAUAAUGCAUGUUUACAACAAGUAGAUAUUUUUGUAUAUUUGCAUCCUCAUUGAUAUUUACUGCAGUCACAGGAAAGAAUUACUAUAUAUCCCUACUUGGGUCUUUGGGUUCAGUUUUGUACAGCAUCUCAUAUGUAGUCCUGGCUGGCCUGAAACUGACAAUAGACCAGUUUGGCAUCAAACUCACAGAUCCACCUGACAAUGCUGAGAUUAAAGGUGUGCACCACCACAUCCUGCUACUCAGGUUUUUAAAAGACAUAUAUUUUUAUAGGAACUCACGAACAAACACCUUCUUCCUAGUUUGUGUGUCUCCUGAUCCUCUUCUCUGAAUCCGCAGCUGCUGCUGUUCGUUUCUUAUAGCUGAAAGCUACUGUGCCACACAGUCAGACCUCUUGUUCAGUUCUCAGAGAGGUGACUGCUUUCAUAGCAUUUUCUUGACCUUCUUUGCCAUGGUAACUUACUACUUAGCUUUGAGUCUGUUGUUGUUAUUAUUAUUGUUAUUAUUAUUAUUAUUACUACCACAAUGCUUACUACAUCUCAAGCGUCAGGUAAUGAUAAAACAUUAACCACCCAUCCUUCACAUGCCUGCCAAACUGAGACUGAUGCUCGCCGUCACUUCUUCAAUAAAUGUUUUUAUUCUUUAUGGUUGACUAACCAUCAUUCUCAUCUCCAGUGAAGACUGUGAAAAAGUAUUCUGAGAAAUGUCAACCCGUGCCUGUCAGAUAAUGUGGCAUGAUGUCCCAGGCAAUCUGGAGUUCCGCAUUUUUUCUUGCGAUGAAAAAGUAAAUUUUAGGUGCUGAG
Molecule: messenger RNA, 3315 nt
Organism: Rattus norvegicus (Norway rat)
Lineage: Eukaryota; Metazoa; Chordata; Mammalia; Rodentia; Muridae
Gene: Ticam2
Product: TIR domain containing adaptor molecule 2
Exons: 3
Coding region: 475-1173 (232 amino acids)
Biological process (GO): phagocytosis; TRIF-dependent toll-like receptor signaling pathway; positive regulation of chemokine (C-C motif) ligand 5 production
Cellular component (GO): Golgi apparatus; endoplasmic reticulum; phagocytic cup
Source: RefSeq, marked provisional